AUCAAGGCGAGGCGCUUUCAAACAUUGCACGUACGGUAACUGCUCGUAUUGCAGCUUCACGGUUAGUUAAUUUGAAUUAAACGUUCGAACUUAGUUGAAUAGUUUGCUGUGAUUGUGUAAAAGUGUGUUCCUCUGCGUAUAAACCUCAACAAAAAGAUGACCGAAGCGCAGAUCUGUGAUAUUAGCCCGGAGGCAAAGGAGGAGAUCUGCAAAUUUCGUUUCCGACGAAACGCAACCAACACUGCGCUGAUUCUGAAAAUUGAUCGCGAAAAGCAACUAGUUACCGUAGACGAGUUGCUGGACGAUGUGGCGAUCGAGGAGCUGCAGGAACAGCUGCCGAGCCACCAGCCACGCUACAUCAUCUAUAGCUACAAGAUGGUACAUGAUGAUUCACGGAUAUCCUACCCAAUGUGUUUCAUUUUUUACACACCGCGCGACAGUCAGAUGGAACUGUGCAUGUUGUACGCAAAAACACGCAUGGCUUUGCAGCGUGAGGCAGAUCUAACUCGCUACUACGAGAUUCGUGAGCUGGACGAUAUGACCGAAGAUUGGCUAAGAGAAAAACUUCGAUAAAAUGCAUAAUUCUACGGGGAGAUAGCGACCAACAAGACAUCACCAGAAGCAGCAGAUGAAGCUCCACGAAUGCACAGACAGACAAAUGCACACUAUAAUAUGCACCUAGAAAUGAUAACCCCAAUAGAGAGAGCGAGAGAGAAUUGCCAAAUAACAAAUGCCAGAAAAAAAGUAACAUGCAAAAAGUAAGCAUGAACAAUGCAACGUAAUCGAUUCAUAGUCCCGGUGCCCUGCCGUAUGCCGAUCGGUUGGGCAUGGAGAACAAAUCCGUGCUAGUAAAAGGGCAAAACUCAAUUUUAGAGAGCUUAUUGAACGUAGUUGGAAUACCUCGGCGUAAGAAUUUUUGGUCAGAAUUUUUGAUGUAGCUACCUACCUACAAUAACGAUAACGAUAUCAUCCACGACGGCAAGUGGAACAUAGGACAGGACCAGUAGUUGGCUUUUGCUGAUCAGAAUAUCUGUGCAGGAACAUAACGAUAGAUUUAUCGUGCAACGACGAUAUUAUCGUGCGUGAUAGAAGCUAAAUAGCUAUAACAUAACAUAAUCGUGUAAACGUUUCGCUUUUGUCUAUUUUUUUCUCUUUUUAGCGAAGUUGACGCAUAGCAUUUAAAGUAUAUUUCAAUGCCACUUCCGGAGCACUCCGGAACCAGCCAAUCGACAAAGACACAAGUACAACUACUAUUCGGUAAUUUUUGUUUUCGUUGUGUGUAACUAUGCAAAUUGUAACGAUUUCGACCGAACGUGGGAAACGAUCACGGAUGGGAGAUCAUUCGGUAUGUGAUUGUAGCAUGAGUACGAUCGAGUUUUGUUUGGUGUGCGUGCACGAUCUUGAUAGAAUUCAAAAGAAAAAUUUCAUUUAUUUACCUAAUUCAAACAGGCAAAGUAUGCUAACUAACUAUCCUACACGUCGGGGGGUUUUGAUUUCAUAAUACUGCGCUUGUUUUAGUCAGUGUAUUACCGUGUAACGUAACAAUAAAUGAAUAGUUUUGAUAGUAUUGAACCGCGUUGCUUAA
Messenger RNA from Anopheles moucheti, 1585 nucleotides. RefSeq names its product glia maturation factor gamma (gene GMF). Gene Ontology annotation, molecular function: Arp2/3 complex binding; actin binding. Lineage: Eukaryota; Metazoa; Arthropoda; Insecta; Diptera; Culicidae. Bases 157 to 573 code for a protein of 138 amino acids. The record is from RefSeq and is a predicted model, not a curated record. Gene Ontology annotation, biological process: negative regulation of Arp2/3 complex-mediated actin nucleation; actin filament debranching. Gene Ontology annotation, cellular component: actin cortical patch. The transcript is spliced from 3 exons.